Messenger RNA from Mya arenaria, 5482 nucleotides. RefSeq lists its product as uncharacterized. The transcript has 2 exons. The coding region runs from base 142 to 993 and encodes 283 amino acids. NCBI's taxonomy places the organism in Eukaryota, Metazoa, Mollusca, Bivalvia, Myida, Myidae. The record is from RefSeq and is a predicted model, not a curated record.
AACUCAGUGUUUUAUUAACGACCUUCACCUUGAUGAUGCUAUUACGACUAAAAGCCACAUUGCGGUCCAAAUUUUGACAAAAAUAAGUAAAAUCUUGCAACCUCAUCGUGUUCUGUACAAAGUAAAUCACGAAUACGAGUGAUGUCUGGCACUGGCAAACACAAGAGUGCUAUGAUGUCUGCAGAGGUGACACCUGGUUCAUCAACAGAUGUGGAGAAGGCCAUUGCAGAUGGGGAAACUACUGCACCACCACCCAGCAAGAAAGCCAAAUAUGAACCUAAAUCUGAAACUGAGGAUGUGAAUGCUUACAUGCAGAGAACAUUUGAUGUGCGUAGAAGUUACAUUACUGUUGAGUUACCUCCAAUUGUUGAAGUAAAGGAGACAUACCCAGAAAUGUUCACUGGCCGCCAAAUCAUGAUGGAAUUUCAGAGAAUCACUGACAUUGACCUUGACAUUGCCCUACAAAGGUACUGUGUAGAUUACAAGCAGGAUAUCAAUGACAUGUGUCAUCGGAUUGCCAGUGCAAAAGAGGUUUUGAAGAAGGCAGAAAUUGUGAAGAAAGAGAUUCCUUCCUUGGAGCCAUACUGGGACAUGGUGGUGUCCCUGUGCCUCAUCCCGUACAUGAUGAAGGAAAAUCUGUGCGAUAUGGUCAUAGAGAUUGGUGAAGAUGAGCAAGUAGACCCAAAAGGGAAGAUUGUUCCUGUCCUUAUUUCAAAGGGGAAGGUUCUGAGCAGUGAUGAGUUCAUUCUUGUUGUGGAGGAAGAAAUUGUUCAGGUUUUUGAAGAGUUCACCAUCGCAUUUGCAAGUUUAUUUGCGACAUACUGGAUUUUUAACAUGGAGUACCCAGACACGUUAGUAUAUACGUAUAAUUUUAUUCAGAAAGUUGUGGUUAAUUUAAAGGAUGGAUCAGCGCUGCCUGCUCCCUGCAAGGAAGUCCAGCAGAAACUAUUCAAAAUGGCAAAAGCUCGCAGCAACAGAGACAAGCCUAAGUAGUGUUGGUUUUAGAUACAGAUCUGAUAUACAUUAUACUUUCUGUUACAUUGAAACAAGGCAAACAAAUCUGACCACAAUGGUGCAUGACCUCUUAUAAACACAUUUGUUAUGUUUUACUGUUUUUAAUUCAUAUGAAAACAUGAAUGUUGUCUCAUAUUUUCCAUUUUAUGUUUGAAAAUAGUUUCGUCAUCAUGGGAGGUGUAAUACUGAACAAGUUUUUAUUGAUAAAAAAAGGUUUUCGUGUCACAUGUUAAAAAAUGUUGAAAAGAAUGCACCAACAAAAUAAAAUGAAAGACUAAAAAAUUCUCUAGAUUAUUGAAGCAAUAUUGCAAUAAUGAUUUAUUUAUAGUGAAAUGUUGAUGUUCUUAUUCACUAUUGCAUUCUUCAAAAUUAGAUAACAAGCCCUAAUACUAGUGCUUGCCAUAUAUAUAUAUUUUAACAACCAUGGUAUGGUUUAUGGAAUAAAAAAAAAAUGAGCAAGCCCAGAAAGAUUUUUACAGUGCAUGGCUCUGGGGCCUGUAACCGCUGGUUAUGAGUUUCAAACUCUAGACGACUAGUAAUAUAAAUGCACCCAGAAAAUAUUUGAUUUCACUGAUUUUCAUGAAAAGAUAUAGAGCAAAUAGCUGGAUGGUAAUGCAGAAUGAAGAUGUCAUAGAGAUAAGAUGUAUAUGAUUUGUCAAAUUUUGUUAUUUUUCAGUGGAAUUCACUGACCAGUGUUAGUAUUUUAAGUUGCGUGGUGAUUGCAAGGCAGCAAACCUUUUUUUAUUUGUCUAUAGUGUUUUGUUAUUAGAGAAGGAUUUUGAUUAUCAAUCAAUUCAUGAUUUGUAAAUUUCAUUUUUUCAAAUUUAUGAUUUUGCAUCCGAAAACAUGAGUUUUAGCAAUGAUUGAAACUAUAAAAAGAUCAUAUUUUGAUAUGGGCCGAUAUGAUGAUUGUGUUGUUUUUAUUUGAAGUAUAUGUGACAAUGUCUCUUUAAUAUUGAUGCUAAAUAUGUUUUUAUUGACACCAUUAUGUUAUUAAGCAUUUAGUUUUAACUUGACAAUUUCUGAAAACUAUGGUAAAUCAAUAAUUAGUUAUACUGUACUACAUAUUCAACAGUAUAAUUCAAAACCAGUUUGAUUCACCUGUUUUAUAAACCAGCACCUAUCAAGGACUCACCAGUGGCUGGCUUACAGCAUUUCCACUAAGUUGUCCAAACUGUCACUUAAGAUUUUGUUAAGUCAUGUUGCUGUAGAAUUGCUUAAAUUACACAAACUUUGUUUACCACGCUGUUAAUUGAGGAGCUUUUGUCCGUCCAUCACCAAACUUGGCCAAUAUGUGUUUGGGCAGUGUUAUGGCUCUUGAAUUGUGUUAUCUACACAAACUUAAAAAAAAACAACACUUUUUUAUUAAGGUCAUUGUUUACAGGGGACAGUUUGCCACUUGGGCCCUUUUACAAGUUACGGUGAAGACACCCUAGACCUUUUUGUGGGUAAAAAGCAUGUUUUUUUUUCAAUUGCAAAUGCGAUGGUAAACUCUUUUGGACAAUUAAGGUUAAAAAUUGGAGUAAAAUAUCAUUAACGCAGUAAAUAUAUCAGUCAAAAACAUCAUUUAAUGAUUACUGAGAUUCUUAUUAUUUUAAAAAAGUAUUGAAUUUCCGAUGCUAUUUGGGGGAGGAAAAACAGGGUCUGGGCCUUGGGAAAGUAGCCAGGUAUCAUCCAUGUCAAAGGAUGGUAGAAAGGCCCUGCGUCAUUUUUGUGACGUCUGCAAAGCAUGGCAGACAAACGGAUAACAGUUUACAUUAUUUGGUCUCGGUGUAGCUGUCACACUUGAAUUUGAUCAGAAACUCUUGAAAAACUUGUGGUAGCAUAUUCAACCUUGGUUUGCACAUUGCUCAUGGCCAAGAUAUGACCCCUGUUGAAUUUGGGCUUUGACAUUAUUAGAAAUUGUUUUGGCACUUUUGUUUCCAAUUAGUAACUUAAAUAUGGUGUUGAAUCUUCAGACCUUGUACGCUCAUUGGUCGUGAUCAGUUAAUUGUCCCUCACUCCAAUCAAGCAACAUGUCUGAUUUGCAGAACUCUAGUUAUUUGUGAAGUUCACUUCUAUACAUGUAUUAGUACAGAAUCUACCUUUGGUAGCAUCUUAGAGAACAAAAAAAGUACCAAUUUGAUUUGCUCUUUUACAUCUGUGGAAGAUUUUACUAUAUAUGUUAAUGUUGCCUUUAAAUUAUUUAAAGAACUAAUACCAAUAAAAUCCAUAUGUAAAUGCAUGUGAAUCUAAGUAAACUGCUAUAGAUAUUCAUAUGCUCAUUUUGUUAUAAACUGAAUACAUGUACAUAUACAUCAUAUGCAUUCAAGUAACAUGUAUUAACCUCUUUCUGUUACAUAAUAACAUACAACCGUUUUCAUGCUUUUCUAGAAACUUGUAUUUCAUGUAAAAUAUACAUUCCAGUUUGCUGUAUUUUAGUGAACACUCAUACAGUCAGAGUGAAAACUCCCAUACUCAAAACGUCCAUGAUACCACAUUACAAAGAUGCAUUUUAGAUUUGAUCAGGUAAAAGUGUAUGCAUAUAUGUUAACAACCUUUCUUACUUUAAGUUGUGUAUUUUAGUUGAACAUUUCUUCAUCCAAUGUACAUGUACAUAUUGCAGGACGUUCUAAAAUCUUAACAUAUAUAUGUGGCUGCUUGUGGCAGUUCUAAACAAUCACACACCUGUUCAUUUUAGAUUGGUAUUUGACAAAUUAGCAGCUUGCCUUUAUUUCACUCAAAUAUCAGACUUUGUGAAGAUUUCAUGCACAUAUAUUCAUUCUCAAAUGGCAUGUUACUUGUUUUGACUUUGCGAAACAAAACUAUUUUUGAUUGAUUUCAUUCUUUUGAUCUAAAAUCUAGUCAAAUACUGAUUGUAAUCAUUAAUGCAUGGAUAAUGGAUACAAUUGGCUAUGCUUCAGAUUUAGUAAACAUUAACAUACAUAAUUUUAUGUUAUUCACUAAGAGACGAAGCUCAUCGUAUACACAUCACAAAUCACAUGUUCAAAACAAAACAUACACACAUUACGCCCAUAUUAUAAGUAUUUUGUUUGACAUACUGCCUACCAGUACAACUAUGUUACACUUAUUGAUGUUAGGUCCUGUCAUGUGAAAACAUGUGCCAUUGUUCGAGAUAAAAGUCCCUCUUAUCCAUAAUAUGUCAGCUACUUACAUUAUUUAAAGGUGCACAAUAUUGCCUUAUGCAUUUUUUUGUUAUUUUGCAUUAUGGUGUUUAACUCGUUUGACUUGAAUGAUCAAAAUAAAAAAUGCAAAUGAUUAGGUAAUGAUUUAGGUACAAAUAUUUGACUGGAUUGUGCAGUUAGCGGACUCGCUUCCCACCAAGGCGACCUGGGUUUGAUUCCCGACCUAGGCGCAUGAGAUUUUGGUUGGUGGUUACCAAGCCAGACGUUUCUCUGGUUUCUCCGGUUUCCCCGACAACACAAUACCUCACCUAGAGUGACUUAGUAUAAGUUAUUAUAACUUUCUUUGUAAUCGUUGUAAGAUAAAAAAAAAAAAUUAAACUAAAUUAAAAAAAAACAUUAAUAAAUUCUAAUAUGUUGUUAUCUGUACCUAUUUUUAUACAUAUUAUCAUUAUAGUCAAAUGAGUUGAAGAUAAAAAUGCAUUUAAAUGAAAAAUAAUGCAUCAACCUAUUUAAUGCACCUUAAAGUGUUUGCAUUUGCCAGUCUUGGUUUAUGUUUGCCAAACUAACAUGGGCACCAUUUUAUUCUAUGAUCCCAGAAUCAGUUAGAAGUGCCCCAGGCAGGUGGUUACGUACAUGUACAUGUAGGUGUAGGUUCGUGCAUCUUUUCUUACCAUAAUGUUAUUGAGUAUUGUUAUGUUUCAGUUUAAUGGUUAUAUAUGUAAAAUUGUAUGAUAGUUUUCUUGUGUGUCGCAAGUGGCAGGAGUUGUAAGACUAAUUAGAAAGUUUGAUUUUGUUUGAGUUUUCAUUACCUUAAGUUUUAUUAAGAACUUCUCUUUUAUUCACAUAACCACUUUUUAAUUUGGGAAAGUAAUGAUUCAUUUUGAUAAAGUUUUUAUAUAUUCAAAUAGCUGUAUUUGUAUCAAAACAUGGUAUUUUGGCAAUAACUAUUUGUACAAGGCAGGAGUAUUUGAAUUGAAGAUAAGAGUCUUGUAUGCAGCAUUGCCAUGGUUACCAUGGUUUCAUAUGAUCACAGUCAAAAUAUUUGUAUCAAUGUAAGUCACAUGUCAUUCAAAGAUGUUUGCUUUGUUUAACUGUUUGUUGACUUUGUUUUGUUAAGCUUGAUCAUUAAUGUGAAAUUCAUUUCGUGCAAAGCUGAGCAAACCUCAUUUUAUUUGUUGCUCUUUUUCCUCGAUGUGGAAAGAAUCAUGUUGAAAAUGAUGGUAUUAAUAAAUAACCAAUCAUGCAUAUUUUGUCACUUUCAGCUUUUUGUUAAAUUCAUCUGAACAGUUUCAUACAUUACAUUUGCUGUUCAUUGUUAAUACUUUAGUUAAUACAUAUUUUGU